CGGGUGUACUCGGCAGCCGUUCGGCCUCCCCCAUCCCCCGGUAACGGUCGCUGCUGAGUUUAAAUGAGCCGGGGCUGGGCCGGGCCGGAGCCGCUACGGGGGGGCCUGAGGCGCGACGGAGAGCGGGCCUGAGCCUUGAGAAUGACGGUGCUGCAGGAACCCGUCCAGGCUGCUAUAUGGCAAGCACUAAACCACUAUGCUUUCCGAGAUGCAGUUUUCCUUGCAGAAAGACUGUAUGCUGAAGUACACUCAGAAGAAGCAUUGUUUUUACUGGCAACCUGUUAUUAUCGCUCAGGAAAGGCAUAUAAAGCAUAUAGACUCUUGAAGGGACACAGUUGUACUACACCACAGUGUAAAUAUCUACUUGCAAAAUGUUGCGUCGACCUCAGCAAGCUUGCUGAGGGGGAACAGAUCUUAUCUGGUGGAGUUUUAAAUAAGCAGAAAAGCCAUGAUGAUAUUGUUACAGAGUUUGGUGAUUCAGCUUGCUUCACACUUUCAUUAUUGGGACAUGUAUAUUGCAAGACAGAUCGGCUUGCCAAAGGAUCAGAAUGUUACCAAAAGAGCCUUAGUUUAAAUCCUUUCCUCUGGUCCCCUUUUGAGUCAUUAUGUGAAAUAGGUGAAAAGCCAGAUCCUGAUCAAACAUUUAAAUUAACAUCAUUACAGAACUUUAGCAGCUGUCUGCCCAACACUUGCACAACCCUAGUAUCUAAUCACAAUUUAUAUCAUAGACAGCCUGAGACAGUUCUGAUGGAAACACCCCAGGAUACAAUUGAAUUAAACAGAUUGAAUUUAGAAUCCUCCAAUUCAAAGUACUCCUUGAACACAGAUUCCUCAGUGUCUUAUAUUGAUUCAGCUGUAAUUUCACCAGACACUGUCCCCCUUGGAACAGGAACUACCAUUCUGUCUAAACAGGCUCAAAAUAAACCAAAAACUGGGCGGAGUUUAUUAGGAGGACCAGCUGCUCUUAGCCCUUUAACUCCAAGUUUUGGGAUACUGCCACUAGAAACUCCAAGUCCUGGAGAUGGAUCAUAUCUACAAAACUACACUAACUCGUCUUCUGUAAUUGAUGUGCCAUCCACAGGAGCCCCCUCAAAGAAGUCUGUUGGCAGAAUCAGCCAAGCUGGAACAAAGUCUGUCUUCUCACAGAGUGGAAAUAGUCGAGAGGUAACUCCAAUCCUUGUUGCACAAACACAAAGUUCUGGCCCACAGACAAGUACAACACCUCAGGUAUUGAGCCCCACUAUUGCUGCUCCACCCAAUGCACUGCCUCGAAGAAGCUCACGACUUUUUACUAGUGACAGCUCUACAACCAAGGAGAAUAGUAAAAAGUUAAAAAUGAAGUUUCCACCUAAAAUUCCAAACAGAAAAACAAAAAGCAAGACUAAUAAAGGAGGAAUAACUCAACCAAACAUAAAUGAUAGUCUGGAAAUUACAAAAUUGGACUCUUCUAUCAUUUCAGAAGGAAAAAUAUCCACGGUAACACCACAGAUCCAAGCUUUCACUAUUCAGAAAGCAGCAGCAGAAGGUUUGAUGAGCCUUCUUCGUGAUAUGGGGAAAGGUUACUUAGCUUUGUGUUCCUAUAACUGCAAAGAAGCGAUAAACAUAUUGAGCCACCUCCCUUCUCACCACUAUAAUACUGGUUGGGUACUGUGCCAGAUUGGAAGAGCCUACUUUGAACUGUCAGAGUAUAUGCAGGCAGAACGAAUAUUCUCGGAGGUGAGACGGAUUGAAAACUACAGGGUGGAGGGCCUGGAGAUCUAUUCCACGACACUUUGGCAUCUUCAGAAAGAUGUUGCUCUUUCAGUUCUUUCCAAGGACUUAACUGACAUGGAUAAAAAUUCACCAGAGGCCUGGUGUGCUGCAGGAAACUGUUUCAGUUUGCAAAGAGAGCAUGAUAUUGCAAUUAAAUUCUUCCAGAGAGCUAUCCAAGUUGAUCCAAAUUAUGCUUAUGCCUAUACACUGCUGGGACAUGAAUUCGUGCUAACGGAAGAACUAGAUAAGGCAUUAGCCUGUUUUAGAAAUGCAAUCAGAGUCAAUCCUAGACAUUAUAAUGCAUGGUAUGGAUUGGGAAUGAUUUAUUACAAACAAGAAAAAUUCAGCCUUGCAGAAAUGCAUUUCCAGAAAGCACUCGAUAUCAACCCUCAGAGUUCAGUUCUUCUUUGUCAUAUUGGAGUUGUUCAGCAUGCAUUAAAGAAAUCUGAAAAGGCUUUGGAUACCUUAAACAAGGCCAUCAUUAUUGAUCCCAAGAACCCUCUAUGCAAAUUCCACAGAGCCUCAGUUUUAUUUGCAAAUGAAAAAUAUAAGUCUGCUUUACAGGAACUUGAAGAAUUGAAACAGAUUGUUCCCAAAGAGUCUCUCGUUUACUUCUUAAUAGGAAAGGUUUACAAGAAGCUAGGUCAGACUCAUCUGGCCCUGAUGAAUUUCUCCUGGGCAAUGGAUUUAGACCCUAAAGGAGCUAACAACCAGAUUAAAGAAGCAAUUGACAAGCGUUACCUUCCAGAUGAUGAGGAACCCAUAACUCAAGAAGAACAGAUCAGUGAGUGUUAUCCAUAUGAAUCAGUGGGAACAGAUGAAUCCCAAGAGAGCAGCAUGACAGACGCAGAUGACACACAACUUCAUGCAGCAGAAAGUGAUGAAUUUUAACUUCUGGAAGCCAGACAUUUGCACCUGGAUGUGUGACUAGUGCUGUUAUUUUUUCUUGUCCCUCCAUGUCCUGAGUCUUCACAUCUUGAGCCAGCAUUGUCAUUGUCCAUCACUUACACCAGGAGUGUGCCAUUUUCAUCGGACCCAGACUGUACACAGAAUGAAUGAAUGGCAGUGCAAUAUUCAUCUGCUACCAAGAUUGGCUCUUUCACCUAUAUGAACACGACAGUUUGUGGGGGAAAGACUUUUUUUUUCUUUCGUCUUUUUUUUGUUUUUUGUUUUUGUUUUUGUUUUUUUUCCUAAUUUUUUUUAAAGCCUCCCUUUGUUGGAAAGCUAUCAUGGAAGGAAGAGUUGUGUUUUGCCCUAAGGGAACUGUUAGCCAAGGGAAAUAGUGAUGAACCAGAAUUUUUUGGUCUUUCUCCAGAAACUUGUCUUAAUUUAGUUGUGUUCUUGGUAAGUGGAGUGACUGACCUUCAUUUCCAGGUUCUUCAAGGAUGGUGUUGGCAAGUGCUAGAUGGAACAAUAAAAGACAUUGCCUAUUACAGAGUAACUUGAAUGCCAAGGAAUGUAAAUUACCUUAAAGUUACAGUGUCUCCUAUAAACAAAUAUAAUGGACAUAAUCUGGACACCUUGUGUGUAAGAAUAAAAUGUCCCUCCAUACAGUGUAAACUUGCUCUUGGUAAGAGAAGAGUGUCCCAGAACAGCAGCUUUUACAAAAUGUUUUUCUGCCUAACCAAGAAUUUUCAAUUUAUUCACCUAAUUUCAAAGUGUCAAUCACUAUUGUUUUGGUAUUACAGACUAAAAAGUUGGUUGUCACCUCUUCUCUUAAACCCUGUGGGAUCACCUUUAACAUUCAAAGAUAGGGUAGUUGCCUAUUAAAAGAUCAAACAAGUCCCCUAACAGAAAAUAAAAUUCAUAAUAAUAAACAGUAUACAAACACUAAAUCAAUCUAUAAUAUAAAGGAUCAUGACAGUGGAAGCCUUAACAUAAUUAGAAUCUUUACCAUAAACUUGAAUCUAUAUUGUUCAAAACAGUAUCCUUUCAACUUUUAUUAAAGUGUUGUUUAAAGCAGGAUGCAAGAAUGUGCAAUUAAUUUUGGGUUGUGGUAGUAUCCAUUUUAAAGAUUCUCUGCUUCUAAUUCUUUUUCAAUGGCAUAGGUCACCAAAAUGUUGAUUUGGAAUAGGUUAGGUUUAGGCCUCUAGAAAAUUUUAGUUGAAACAUAAACCAGAUUGUAUGAAGGUGGCAGAAGUUCUCUCCUGUGUCAAAGUAAUGUACGGCAAUUUAGGUUGAUGGUGUCAUUGGGGAAUAGACAUAAGUUUAUGAUGAUAUUACAGGAUUUUAAAGAGCCAAUUAUGCACAAUAAAUUGGGAAUGAUUGAAAUUUCACAACAACCUAUUUAAUCCUUAAACAUGUGUUCCUCCUUUAUUUUAAUGUAUGUAAUUUUUAGGAGACCUUUAGUUAUUAACAUUUUUUUAUUUAGUGCCAUUGUCAUAAUAUAUAUCAAAUGACAGUUUCUUAACUACAGGAGUAGAUACAGUUUUGGGUCAUUUUGAUGAAGGAAAAACUUACCAACCAUUGACUUAUGCUUGCUAACCAAGCUGUGAAAAUUAGGUGGAUUAUAGGAGAUAUGAAAAUUUUUUAAUCUAUGGAUUUAUUAAUGUUAGAACAUGAGUAGACUUUUCAUUCACUAUUUGUCUGCUCUUUUAAACAUGCACUAAAUCCUGUUGCCAAUUAAUGCAAGUCAGAGUACUAGAUGAAGGUAUUUGGUGCCAGAGAGGUAUUUCAUCAAAUUUUUCUACUUGAUCCACAUAUAAGCAUAAGCUCCUUGAGAAAAUUGAUGAGGAAACCCAAAUUGAAUAAAAGGAGCACCGCUGAAAUUUCCCAAGGGCUGCUGCUUUGAUUUCUAGCAGAGUAUUGCAUUUUGUUAUCCACUUGUAGUUUUGUAGCAUUUAAAUUUAGUUUAGAUUUCUUCUUCUCCCCCACCCCAUCCUCGGUGCCCCCCACCCCCAAAUUGCCCAGCCUUAAACCAACUGUCUCAUCUAGCAUUUCAUAGAAAGUUUUCAACAGGGGUAUUGCUAUAUAACCCCAUUCUGUACUGUUUGGAGAAAGUGAAGUUAGUAACAUUAUUUUCUAAACUACAAUUGGUUACCUUUCUGUAUUGGAAGUUUACAUCCACUACACCAAAGGUAGAAAUCUUUCUGGUGCUAGUCCAUUGAAGAUGAGUGGAAAAUGGUAAUUGUCAAGGGCAAUUCCACAUGAUUGUGGAAGGAAAUCUAUCAAUUUUGUUGGGAUCAAUCUUAAUUUAUUUCUUCCUUAAGCCAGUUUUCAAAGUCAUUUCAUUCUAUGGAGCUUUUUCCCACCCAGCAACAGUUUCUAAUUCUUUCCCCUACCUUCUUCCCUUCUUCCUUCAAAUAAUAGGUAGAAUGGGGAGUUAGGGGAAAAAAAAACCCAAAGAAGAAACUCAUUUUUAUUGAACAAAAAGUUGUUUCAAACAACUAUAGUUCAUUUAGAAGAAAUUUUUAAAACUAAAUUACUAAGUAUACCUUGACAGUUUACUUUUUUUCUGUUUAUAUGUAUUUUUUAUUUUGUUCAGAAGUUACAAGUUGUUGCAUUGGAAUUCAGUUUUGAAAAAUUGCCUUGGAAAGGGUUCUUAACUCUGGAAUUUUAGAAGGAUAGGAAUUCUUCUUCUAAAGUGGAUGGUGGUACUCAAUAAUGAAAGAUGGUCCCUGCUUUCUCCAUAUUUCAUUACUUAAGAAAUUUUAUUUUUUUUCCGAGAGCUAAAAGUAACCUUUGAACCAUGCUGCUGUUAUACCUUAAACAAAAAACUCAGUGAUAACCAGUAUUUAGUCUAUUAAAAAACACUUUGAAGAAAAUAGUUUGGAGGUCUAUGAUCCAGAGCAUAGUAUGGGUAUUCACUGAGGAAUAAGGUGACUCAUUUUCUUAAUACAAAACAUGACAACACGGUGGGGUGGGAGGGGAGGAGGGAGGGAGGGAUGCAAGUGUGGGUGUGAUGUGUACUAUUUGCAUUGAAACAAUGUAAUUUUGUGUCUUUCCUUUUUGCUUUUCUUGACUUAUUUCAGAAAUUGUACAGUCUUUGGGGGGGAAAGUCUUUUCUGUUAAUAUAUUUGCAAUUCAUUAAAGGAUGUGAAAAAUCCAAAUAAAUUACUUUUAAAAACA
Messenger RNA from Antechinus flavipes (yellow-footed antechinus), 5820 nucleotides. It is a transcript of the gene CDC27, whose product is annotated as cell division cycle 27. The record is from RefSeq and is a predicted model, not a curated record. The transcript is spliced from 19 exons. Gene Ontology annotation, molecular function: protein binding. Gene Ontology annotation, biological process: cell division. Bases 142 to 2643 code for a protein of 833 amino acids. NCBI's taxonomy places the organism in Eukaryota, Metazoa, Chordata, Mammalia, Dasyuromorphia, Dasyuridae.